This is a messenger RNA of Trichomonas vaginalis G3, 435 nucleotides long. RefSeq lists its product as uncharacterized. The transcript has a single exon. NCBI's taxonomy places the organism in Eukaryota, Parabasalia, Trichomonadida, Trichomonadidae. Bases 1 to 435 code for a protein of 144 amino acids. The record is from RefSeq and is a predicted model, not a curated record.
AUGGCGAUUUAUCGUAUGAGUGGCUAUACAACAGCAAUUACAAGAGAUGUAGUUGAAGAGCCUAAAAUCAACACACCUGAAAAAGGAGAACCUCUUUUAUUGAAAGCUCUUGCUGAUAUCGAAGAUUACUCAAAGUACUUAGUCUUAGCUCAUCAAGAGCUUUUAUCGAAAAUUUCAAAUAAAUUAAAUAGCGCAGGUGACAUAGCUUCCUUAGCUUUACAACAAAAUACAAAAAUUGCAUCCGAAUUUGCUUCAAUUGCGAAACAAGAAGGGGAUCAAUUAGACAAAAUUGCAACAGCAGUCGAAGAAGUUGUUAACAAAUUAUCUUCUGUUGAUGAUUUAUAUACCAAUGUUUGUAAACUUUCCGAUCUUUUGUCAAGUCUGGAACAAAUCGCUAAAACAAAGACCGAAGGAAUUCCAACUAUUAUGUAUUAG